This is a messenger RNA of Vitis vinifera (wine grape), 893 nucleotides long. RefSeq lists its product as uncharacterized. Lineage: Eukaryota; Viridiplantae; Streptophyta; Magnoliopsida; Vitales; Vitaceae. The transcript has 4 exons. The record is from RefSeq and is a predicted model, not a curated record. The coding region runs from base 186 to 761 and encodes 191 amino acids.
GACCUACAAUUGUGGGGUCUGUUUGGGAGUGAGACAGAGUACAGUCCACAUUGAUAUGGGACAUCCCCACUCCCCAGUGCCUAUUCUGUUGUUUCUAUUCCUUCAAACCUUUCAGUGAUUGAAUAUUCAAGGCCAGACUGGAAGCAAGAGAGUGUUUUGACUGCAGGGGGAUUUGGGGGUAGAAGAUGGCUGUUACCAUGAAACAAAUGUCAGUUAUUGUGACAGCUUUAGGUGUAGCUUCCUUCAUAUUUGGGAUUGUUGCUGAAAAUAAGAAGCCUCCUUCUGGAACUCCUACUGUGGGGACAGGUGUGAUUAUUUGCAAGUAUCAGUCAGAUCACACCAUUCUUUUGGGCUUUCUCUCCUUUGGAUUUCUAGCUGCAUCUUCUGCAGCUGGGCUGGGCUCUGUUUUCUACCCCUUCAAAGGAAAAUCCAUUCCUUACAACGCUUUAUUCCGAAACACCACCUUCACUAUCUUCUUCAACAUUACCCUGGGUUUGGUGGGAAUGGCAGCAGCCUUCGUGUUAUGGCCAACAUUGACAGAGCUACAUCACCGGGUCCACAAUCUUCAUGACAAUCUCAAGAAAGAGUGCCCCACUGCUAAGACUGGCCUUAUUGGUGGGGGUGGGGUCCUAUCCUUCUGUUCAUCCCUCUUCUGGCUGAUUUCCCUUAUGCUAACAGACAAUGUAAGAGAGGAUUACUUUGAAGAAAUGGAUCCCCAAGGUGGGUAUGGGUAUGGCCAGGUGACCACUACCCAGGUUUGAAGAGAAGACAAAAAGGCCAGUUUGAUCAUUCUUGGGUUAUCAACUUCUGGAUUAGGAAUUUGGGACUUGAUUCUCUUUUGUUUUCUGUUGAGUUAAUGGGUUGGAAUAUAUUGAAUUUUGGGUUAAGCAAGA